CCGGCCAGCAGUGACCAUCAUUCGUCGCGAACUCCUCGAGAUCAAAACACAAAACAACCAAGCCACCAUGAAAUUCCUGAUUGUCUUCGUCGCCCUCUUCGCCCUGGCCGUGGCUGCCCCCGCUGCUCCGGGGAGCGAAGCUCAGAUCCUGAGGUCGGAGUCUGAUGUCGGACCUGAGAGCUUCAAAUACGACUGGGAGACCAGCGAUGGUCAGGCUGCUCAGGCUCAAGGACAGCUGAAGAACAUUGGAUCCGAGAAUGAGGCCAUUUCCGUCCAAGGUUCCUACCGCUUUGUGGCUGAUGAUGGUGUGACCUACGAGGUGACUUACAUCGCCGAUGAGAACGGAUUCCAGCCCCAGGGUGCCCAUCUGCCCGUUGCCCCCGAGGCCUAAGUUCAGUCGCUUCCAACCAGAGCAACUGUAGUCCCUCCGUCAAUCCUUCAAAAUACCUUGUUAUUUCCCCACACUUUCCUGAAAUCGAUGAAAUAUGUCGAUUAAAAGAAAAAAUUUCCUAAGUCAAAGAAAAUAGUUUGUUGAAUAUAUGAAAAAUGAAUAAGUAA
Messenger RNA from Drosophila bipectinata, 558 nucleotides. Lineage: Eukaryota; Metazoa; Arthropoda; Insecta; Diptera; Drosophilidae. The record is from RefSeq and is a predicted model, not a curated record.